AUGUCUUCUGAAUCCUACAAGUACUACAAAGUCGGGGUUCUUCUAUUUCCCGGCGCAGACAUCCUCGACUUUGCAGGCCCAAUCGAAGUUUUAUCCCAUGUCUCGCACAACCGAAACCCAGAAAACCCCGAUAGAAUGUUCGAUAUCAAAACUGUCGCUUGCAGCCCUGCGAUUCGUGCUGCAAGCUCACUUACAGUCCACGCAGACCUGCUUUUACCAGACGCGGUCGAUCAGAUUUCGGAUUUUGAUAUCCUGGUCAUCCCAGGUGGCCCGCCACCAAUUUUACAGCCAUUAAUUGAAACCAACGCACCGGAGCUUGAUUUGAUUCGCAAGUUUGCAGCCCUACCUGCAAAUAAAUUAGGCCCCAGAAUCUUGCUGUCAGUUUGUACUGGCGCCUUUCUGCUCGGCGCUGCAGGUGUACUCGGCGGAAUGACUGUGACGACCCACCACCAUGGUGUCGACAGACUUCGGGAUAUCUGUUCUCACUACAAUCAUCCAAAUGAGCCUGCUACAACUGUAUUGCAUAGGCGGUAUCUUGAUGGAGGAUUGUUGAAAGGAGGCGGUGUUCGCCUCCUUACGGCGGGAGGAGUAAGCUCAAGCUUAGACGCCACAUGCUACCUUGUUAGUCAAUUGACAACACAUGACAUGGCGAGAUUCAUCACUCGACUUAUGGAGUAUGACUGGCGUGAGCUGAAAGAGUGA
This is a messenger RNA of Penicillium griseofulvum, 702 nucleotides long. It is a transcript of the gene xanA, whose product is annotated as isonitrile hydratase-like protein xanA. The transcript has a single exon. The record is from RefSeq and is a predicted model, not a curated record. The coding region runs from base 1 to 702 and encodes 233 amino acids. NCBI's taxonomy places the organism in Eukaryota, Fungi, Ascomycota, Eurotiomycetes, Eurotiales, Aspergillaceae.